Molecule: messenger RNA, 934 nt
Organism: Thunnus maccoyii (southern bluefin tuna)
Lineage: Eukaryota; Metazoa; Chordata; Actinopteri; Scombriformes; Scombridae
Product: growth arrest and DNA damage-inducible protein GADD45 beta-like
Exons: 4
Coding region: 199-681 (160 amino acids)
Biological process (GO): regulation of cell cycle
Cellular component (GO): cytoplasm; nucleus
Source: RefSeq, a predicted model, not a curated record
UUCGUGUUAAGCAGCACAGAUCUCGGAUCCACUCAGACUCACACACGGACCCUCUGAACGGACUCUGACGGAUCUUUGUACCGAGCUGGAUUACCGCCUGUUGGGACUUUAUUCCGGGAAUAUAACGGGACAGCAGCCUCUCCGCUGUGGAUAUAUUUUACUAUCCUGGAUUUUGUGGAUUAUUUUACUGACUUCAACAUGACUCUGGAGGAAGUCAUUGGAUCCAACAGCACCGAGAAAAAGAUGGAGACGGUGAGUCAGGCUCUGGAGGAGCUGCUGGUCGCGGCUCAGCGGCAGGACUGCCUCACGGUGGGAGUCUACGAGUCCGCCAAACUCAUGAAUGUGGACCCGGACAGUGUGGUUCUGUGCGUCCUGGCCACCGAUGAGGAGGAUGAAGAUGACAUCGCGCUGCAGAUCCACUUCACGCUGCUUCAGGCUUUCUGCUGCGACAACGACAUCAACAUCCUGCGGGUGUCCGGUAUGCGGCGGCUCGCGCAGCUGCUGGAGGAAGAAACCGCGGACAGCAACGGCAACGAGCCCCGAGACCUGCACUGCAUCCUGGUCACUAACCCUCCGGUGCAGCCGAUGCAGUGCCAGGCCCUGCAGGACGUCAGCAGCUUCUGUGAGGAGAGCCGCUGCAGGAACCAGUGGGUCCCCUGUCUGGAGCUGCAGGCCCGCUGAGCCGAACCGAGCCGAACCGAGCCGAGUCAGACCGCUGCGGAGCGGAGCGAAGAAGUGGAAACAGUCCAAACAGCCGUCCUCGUGCAGAAGAGGACUAACGGUGUUUGAAUGAAGAGAGGGGACCGGACCGAACCGAACCGAACCGAACCGGCCUCGCCGCCGGAUUUGCGUGAUUGAUUUGCGGGGCGCGUGAACCGCCGGGACCUGGCGGGUUCUGGAGGCCCGUGCAGGAGGGUCCUGGUCCUGCAGAGAU